AUGAAAUUUGUUAAUCAUUGGAGUCUGUCAGUUGAUGCAAUGUCUAUUUUGUUGAAAUCAUCUAUCUUACAACCUGACAUAUAUUAUGCACGACAGUGUCUGUUUCGAUUUGUUAAAGAUAUCGAAGCGCUGUACGGGAUAGAACACGUUUCAUUUAAUGUCCAUCUACUGACACAUUUAGCACAAACUGGUUCUAAUGCUGCAAAUUUACAAAUUCUUGAAUGUUUUCGAUCAAAAAUGGCUUUUGAAAAAUUAUUUGCUUCGAUAGAAAGUAAAUUAUCAGCAGAGCAACUAAAAUAUUGA
Cotesia congregata is the source of this 303-nucleotide messenger RNA. The record is from the annotation of a GenBank genome assembly. NCBI's taxonomy places the organism in Eukaryota, Metazoa, Arthropoda, Insecta, Hymenoptera, Braconidae.